Messenger RNA from Dracunculus medinensis (Guinea worm), 462 nucleotides. Lineage: Eukaryota; Metazoa; Nematoda; Chromadorea; Rhabditida; Dracunculidae. The record is from the annotation of a GenBank genome assembly.
AUGUCAAAAAUUCGGGUGGCUGCUGGGGACCCACCUGUAACUCUAUCCCCAAAUGACUGCAUGGUGAAAGGGUCAGACACACUUGAUACGGCGUCCGCGUCUCCCGGCGCUCAUGAUACUUCGAGCCCGGUGGUGCAUGCGAUAAGUAUACAAUCCGGGCUUAAAGUGAUCCCAAGUAUCUCCGUCAUCAGCGUCUAUACUCCAACUCUGUCGGCAAAUGACCGUGAUAAAGACAAGUUUUAUGCGGAACUUCAACUGCUAACAAAGUCUCUAUCGAAAUAUGACAUGAUCAUAAUCGGGGGAGACUGGAAUGCUCGCGUAGGUCAUAAUGCAGCUGCGAUAACCUCAACAAUUGGUAAAUAUGGCAUCGGAUACCGGUGUGCCAAUGGGGAACGUCUUCUUCGUUAUGCCGAAAAGCAUGAAAAGCACUUUUUGUUACUAAUACUUGCUUUCGGCAUCUAG